AUGCCACCCAACGUGAAGACGGAUCUUUGCAAGCCACAAAAGGGACUCGCAAGUCUAGAGCUCGAAAGACCCGGAGCAAAGACACUGAAAGACUCGGGUCAUGCUGAAACGAAACACGUGGCAGAGAAAAGGGAGAGAGUCAAGGUGGACCGGGUGGGAUCUGCGGCCGAGCGCGGUGACCGGAAGGCCGAGGAUCGAACAGGUGCUACAACAGCAAGUAUGCCUCUCAUGUAUUACUGGUGA
This is a messenger RNA of Parastagonospora nodorum SN15, 243 nucleotides long. RefSeq lists its product as hypothetical. The transcript has 2 exons. Lineage: Eukaryota; Fungi; Ascomycota; Dothideomycetes; Pleosporales; Phaeosphaeriaceae. The record is from RefSeq and is a predicted model, not a curated record. The coding region runs from base 1 to 243 and encodes 80 amino acids.